Molecule: messenger RNA, 537 nt
Organism: Magallana angulata
Lineage: Eukaryota; Metazoa; Mollusca; Bivalvia; Ostreida; Ostreidae
Product: coiled-coil-helix-coiled-coil-helix domain-containing protein 7-like
Exons: 3
Coding region: 96-452 (118 amino acids)
Source: RefSeq, a predicted model, not a curated record
UCCAAAUAGUGACGUCAUUUUUCAAGAUGUCUGCGCCCAUAGACAAACUUGAAGGGUAAAAAAAACUUUGAAGUUAUGCAACAUAAGAUCAAAGAAUGGAGAAAACAAGUGACGGAUCGUAUGUAAAAGAUGGGAAAGUUGUAUGGGAACCUAAGUCGGAGAAAAUUAAAGAAUCAUGUAAGAACAGAGCAGAGGAAUUCGACUUACGUAGACAAACUAUUGAUGAUGCUAACCCCUGUUUCGAGGAAGGUCAGAUGGCAUUAGAAUGUCUGAAGAAAAACAUGUACAAUAAAGCCAAAUGUUCCCUGGAGUUUGAGAAUACACGUGCUUGUAAGAAGUUCUGGUUUAAGGUCAAACGCAAUCGAAUGUUGAAUGGAAUUCAUCCCUUUCUGCCUGAUAAAGAAGAAAGAGAGGAGGUGAAAAAACAAUAUGCUCAUUUAUUAGAGGAUUGACUUAAACUUGUUGAAAGACACUCAUGUGCAAGUUUGUAUAUAUAUUUACCUGUAAUUGUUGGACAAUAAAAACUGCACAUUUCAA